Messenger RNA from Polychytrium aggregatum, 942 nucleotides. RefSeq lists its product as uncharacterized. The record is from RefSeq and is a predicted model, not a curated record. Gene Ontology annotation, molecular function: tRNA dihydrouridine synthase activity; flavin adenine dinucleotide binding. Gene Ontology annotation, cellular component: cytoplasm. The transcript has 7 exons. Lineage: Eukaryota; Fungi; Chytridiomycota; Chytridiomycetes; Polychytriales. The coding region runs from base 1 to 942 and encodes 313 amino acids. Gene Ontology annotation, biological process: tRNA dihydrouridine synthesis.
AUGACUCAUUCUGCCAUAUCAUACGAAAACAAGCUGAUCCUGGCGCCGAUGGUGCGGGUCGGCUCCACUCCGAUGCGGCUGAUGUCGCUCAAGUAUGGUGCCGAUCUCGUCUACAGCCCCGAGAUUGUCGACAAGCGACUCAUCCGAGCCACCCGCAUCGUCAACGAGCUCCUCGGAACAGUUGACUUUGUCGACUCGAUCGAUCGGUCGCUGACGCUCCGGAUCCACCACUCGGAGAAGGACAGGCUCGUUGUGCAGAUGGGCACCGCUAACCCGGAGCUGGCGGUGCAGGCUGCGCUGAAAGUCGCCGGCGACUGUGCUGCAAUCGAUGUCAACUGCGGAUGCCCCAAGCGGUUCUCGGUCAUCUCCAACAUGGGCGCUGCCCUGCUCACACAGCCCGAGCUCCUCUGCAGCAUCUUGACGAACCUGGUCCAGAACGUGCCGCUGCCGAUUACCUGCAAGAUUCGGUGGGUGCACAUGAUGCUCCGGACACCGGAGGAGACGAUCGAGUUGGCCAAGAGACUCGAGGCGACGGGGAUCAAGGCCCUCGCCCUCCACUGCCGGACGAAGAAGAUGACGGAGAAGGACAAGGGCCAGUGGUCGAUCUUCAAGCCUGUGCGCGAAGCCCUGAGCAUCCCGCUCAUAGCGAACGGCGACUGCUUCAAGGCCGAAGAUGUUGACAAGCUGAAGCGGCUGACAGGUGUUUCGUCCGUCAUGGUUGCCCGGGGUGCCCAGAAGAACAUCUCCAUCUUCCGAGGGCCAGGCAAUCAACUCGACCCGUGGGAUGUGAUGGUCGACUACUGCAAGACAGCCAUCGAACUCGACAUGCCCUUCCACAAUGCCAAGUACACCCUGCUGACGAUGUGGUCCAACGUGCGCAAGUCUCGUGGCGAGUCGCCGCAGCGGAUCUCACGGACUCGCAGCAUGCGGCAGGUCUGGUAA